Rhopilema esculentum is the source of this 5738-nucleotide messenger RNA. RefSeq lists its product as uncharacterized. Gene Ontology annotation, molecular function: zinc ion binding; nucleic acid binding. The record is from RefSeq and is a predicted model, not a curated record. NCBI's taxonomy places the organism in Eukaryota, Metazoa, Cnidaria, Scyphozoa, Rhizostomeae, Rhizostomatidae. Gene Ontology annotation, biological process: DNA integration.
AUGAUGACUGAUAUAAAGAAGUUGAUACAGACUCGGAACGGUCAUAAACUAGCCGUUAAAAAGGCUUUUAACACUGCAAACGAAAUUUUUGAGAAAUAUCGCGAGAAUUUAUCGGAAAUAUCUAUCGUUGAUAGAUCAAAGUUACAAUCGCUGAAACGUUCACUGGACAGGCAGUCUAACGAACUUGAUAAUUUGAACAGGCAAAUCGAAACUGCAUUAUCAGCGGAAGAUAUUGAAAGGGAAAUUGUUGAGCGAAGCGAAUUUGAUGAAUUUUUGCACGAGGCCAUUUGCUUGACUGAGAUAUGUUUAGAAUACAAGGCCAAUUCAUCAGAGGCUGCGUCAGAUUCUUCUUGCUGCUCUCGAAACUCUGGUAAUGGAAAUAAGAAAAAGAUAAACUUGCCAAAGUUGCAGCUGCCAACUUUUAAUGGAAACCCCCUCGAAUGGGUUACUUUUUGGGACAGCUUCCAGUCUGCUAUAGGACUGGACGAUGAGCUCAACGAUGUUGACAAAUUUAAGUACCUAAGAUCAUAUUUGGGAGGUGCAGCGUAUACGGCGAUCGAAGGAUUACCUAUCUCAAAUGGCAAUUAUAAGGAGGUCGUGGAUAUAUUACAAAAGCGAUUUGGUUCCAAGCAAGUCAUUAUAUCGAACUUCAUGAACACAAUCAUGAAGUUGCCGAUCGUGAGUUCCUUCGAAGAUUUGAAAAGUUUGCGAUCCCUAUAUGAUAAAACAGAAACAGUGGUAAGGGGUCUCAAAAGCAUCGGAACAGAGCCCUCCAGUUAUGGAACUUUUAUCACGCCAGUAUUGAUGGCAAAGAUUCCAGAGGAAUUACGAGUUACCAUAAGCCGCAAUCUAUCGGACGACGAAGGAAGUUGGGACUUGGAGGAAGUUUUGGAUCUUUUCGGAAAGGAGGUGCAAUUGCGCGAAAAAUGUGUUGUUUCGAAUGAGAGCAGAGGAGUUUCUAGUAGCAGUUCAUGGAGAAAACCAAACGCAAGAGAGUUUAUGAGCAGCAGACAGCACCAACCAUCGACCGUGAGUGCCUUAUACGCGAAUCAAGGAGGUUUGAAAUGUUUCUUUUGCGAUGGAUCGCAUGUUGCUAGUAAGUGCACUUCUAUAACUAAUCCGCAAACUAAAAUGAACAUUCUAAGAGAAAAAGGCAGAUGCUUUUUGUGUUUUAAAACUGGACACGUAGCUUCCUUUUGCCCUACAGGAAAAAGGUGUUUCAAUUGUAAUCGGAAGCACCACAUUGCCCUAUGUAAUGCCAAUGCCUUACAUAGAAAUUCAAGUAAUAACAGGGUACAGAGUUCGGCCGUAAAUGUAGCUGUUGAUCGUGACUUAUCGGUGCUUUUGCAGACAGCAAAGGCAACAGUUUUGAAUGCUUGUAACGAUAACUUGUCUGCAAAUGUAAGGGUUCUAUUUGAUAGUGGUUCAUCUAAAACAUUUGUGAGUUCACGUCUCUGUAAUUAUCUGAAGCUGCCGGUUAUAGGCAAAGAAAAACAGUUGAUUAAGGUUUUUGGCGAAUCAGAACCUAAAUUUCGUGAAUGCGACGUAGUACAAUUAACUGUGGUUUGCAGUGACGGAUUGAAAAUUUACAUGAAAGCGUAUUCUAUUCCGUUGAUUUGCAGUCCAUUAAAUAAUCAGUGUAUUGAUGUUGCAAUUGAACAGUAUCCGUAUUUGCAAGGUUUGCCUCUUGCUGAUUAUAUUACAAGCAAAGAACAAGUAGAUAUCGAUUUACUUAUCGGAUCAGAUUAUUACUGGUCAUUUGUCGGAGGACCUCCUGUAAGGGGGGAGGGUCCAACUGCUGUACCAACUAGGCUUGGUUUCGUUUUAAACGGUCCGGUUAAGGACAUUUAUAAUGUUUGCAGUUCUAUGCAUGUGCAAACAAUUCAUGUAAUGAAAGCAGAGGUUCAAAGUGCAGCAAAUGACUUUGUUGAUGCUGAUGUUAAUAAGUUCUGGGACAUUGAAUCAGUAGGGUUAAAAGAAAAAACGGCUGAUUCUGAAGUGUACGACCAAUUUGUUAAAGAUGCUCGGUUUAAAAACGGUCGAUAUGAAGUUUCUUUGCCAAUGAAAGAAUGUCAUCCAGUCAUUCCUGACAAUUUUUCUCUCGCAAAAAACCGGCUAAAUUCUUUGCUUAAAAGGUUGAACUCAAAACCAGACAUUCUUGAAGAAUAUAACGACGUUAUCUCACAACAGUUAGAUGCGGGGGUUAUCGAACGCGUGGAAAUCGAUAAAAUGGAUAAGCCAGGUGAAGUUCAUUUUUUACCACAUAGAGAGGUAGUAAGGGCGGAUAAAGAGACCACAAAAUUUCGUGUAGUAUAUGAUGCCAGCUCUAAAAGACCUGGUGAAGUAAGUUUGAAUGAUUGCAUGCACACUGGACCUGCUCUUAUACCGAUGAUUUUUGACGUGUUGUUAAGAUUUCGAAUGCAAAAGGUUGCUUUAAUUGGAGAUUUGGAAAAGGCUUUUCUGAACAUUGCUAUUACCCCUAGCCAGAGGGACUUGCUUCGUUUCUUAUGGGUAAAUGAUAUCGACACUGAAAAUCCAAAACUUGUUACGUACAGAUUUACGCGUCUUGUUUUCGGUUUAGUCAGUUCACCGUUUGUUCUCAACGCGACAAUAAGACAUCAUAUGGAUAAAUAUGAGAGAACUGAUCCCGAUUUCGUGGAUUUAGUGAAAAAUUCUACGUACGUAGAUGAUUUUGCUUCUUCUGUCCAAACAACUGAAGAUGCUUUCGCUUUGUAUCAAAAACUGAAAUUUCGGUUCAAGGAAGCAGGUUUCAAUAUGAGAAAAUGGGCCUCAAAUAGUAGUCAGUUGAUGAAUUUAAUUGAAUGUGAAGAGUCCAAAACAGACACGUUCUCUGGUAACUCUCCUAAGAAGCAAUUUCAAAAUGAAACCGAUGAAAAAAGCGUGAAAGUUUUAGGAAUACCAUGGGUCAAGGAACGCGAUGUAAUGAAAUUUGAUUUGAACGAUGUUGUAAAGGGUGUUGCGAAGGAGCUCGCUACAAAAAGAGCAAUUCUAAGUACUAUCGCUCGCGUUUUCGACCCACACGGUUUGAUUUCAUGUGCUAUUUUGCCUUUGAAAAUAUUGUUUCAUGAGGUAUGCUUAAUGAAAGUUAAUUGGGACACUCCUCUUUCUGAACAAAUUCAUUCGCGUUGGAAAGCUAUAAUUGAAAACUUUGAAUCGCUUUCUGAAAUCGAAUUCCCGCGGUGUUUACUCGCUGACAUCGAAGGACAGCAAAUUAAAUCGUUUGAAUUACACAGUUUUUCUGAUGCAAGUAAAAUAGCCAUCGGUGCCAACGUUUAUUUGCGCAUAGAAACGGAUCAAGGGUGGAAAACACAGCUAAUUGCUUCUAAAACUAAGAUAGUUGCAAUGAAAGACGAGACUAUUCCGCGCCUCGAAUUGUCGGCCGCAUUACUCUCAGCGCAAUUAUUGACCUCAAUUGUGAACGCUUUGUAUCGUGUCACUACAAUUAAUAAGGUGUAUUGUUGGUGUGACUCACAAAUUGUACUUUGGUGGAUCUACAAAGAACCGAAGGAAUUUAAAACGUUUGUUGCUAAUCGGUUAGGUCAAAUUCGUGACAUGUUUCCUAAGGAACAUUGGUUUUAUUGCCCCACGGAUAAAAACCCAAGCGAUAUUGCGUCACGGGGCAUUAAAAUAGAGAGAUUAGUUGGAAAUCAACUAUGGUGGCAUGGUCCGGACUUUUUGAUAAAAGACUGUGAAAACUGGCCAAGUUCAAAUUUUCUAUCACGCGAAAGUAGCAUUUCAGAUAUGGCAGUCUCUGAACUUAAAUCCAAAACAAACGUUGUAUCUCUUGUUUGCGUGUCUGAAAAUAGUCAGAAUCUAAGUGUGAAUACUGUCAUUCCAUGCGAAAGGUUCAGCAGCUAUACUAAACUAAUUAGAAUAACAGCCCUCGUCUUGAAGUUUAUCAAGAUUCUACGUAAUAAGCAAAUUGAAAAGAACAUUUCGAAAACUGAUUUUAACGAAGCUGAAUCGUUAUGGCACAGAGAGGUUCAAAAAUCAUUUAAGGAAGAUGUAAAAUUUCAGAAAUCACGGGACAAUAUUCGAGUCGUUGUCGAUGACGAUGGUUUAAUGAGGGUAGGGGGUCGUAUUGAGAACUCAACCAUGCCGUAUAGUGCCAAGUUUCCAAUUCUGUUACCGAGGGAACAUCAUUUCACAAAACUUUAUGUUUGGUUGUGCCAUUUCAAUGUGAAACAUAACGGUGUAAGAGAAACAUUGACGGAGCUAAGGUCGAAGUACUGGAUAAUCGGAGGGAGACAAGUUGUGCGUAAAAUUUUAUCAAAAUGCAUUGUAUGUAAGAAGUUUUCGGCGAAGCCAUUUGAUGUUCUACCCGCUCCACCUUUACCCUCUUUUCGUGUUGCGGAUGAUUUUGCUUUCACAAGGGUUGGAGUUGACUUUGCGGGGCCUCUUUAUGUGCAGGAUAUAUACUCAAAAGAUAAGUCAAUGCAUAAAUGUUACAUCGCGUUAUUCACGUGCGCGAGUACGCGUGCUAUACAUUUGGAGCUAACACCAGACUUAUCCUCGGAUUCGUUCAUGCGUGUUUUACAAAGAUUUAUCGGUCGUCGUGGAUUACCAUCGUUGAUUGUCUCGGAUAAUGGAUCAACGUUUCGGGAUUCAAAUGUGAGGCGGUUUGUAUCUUUAAAGGGCAUACACUGGAUUUAUAACGUUCCCACAGCUAGUUGGUGGGGAGGUAUGUUUGAAAUUUGCGUCAAAUUGACAAAGAGAUGUCUCCGGAAAACAUUGGGCAGUGCCAAAUUAAAGUACGAAGAGCUAGAAACAGUUAUCAUCGAGACAGAAGGAAUUCUUAAUUCGCGACCUUUAACUUAUGUACAUAACGAGCUAACGGAAACGCCGUUAACUCCCGCUCAUCUCGUUUGUGGACGUCGGUUAUUAGAUUUGUACGAGUGUGAUUCAGAAAUUCCAGGUGAAAAAUCCUUACCAAAUCGCGCUAAAUACGUCAAAAGAGUUUUGGAACAUUUCAAAGGACGUUGGAAGUCCGAAUAUCUAACUUCGCUUCGUGAGAAAUCGCGCGAAAGAGGCAAGGCUCGUAGAUGCUCGCAGGUCAAAGUAGGAGAUUUAGUUCACAUAUAUAAGGACAAAACACCUCGGUUAUUAUGGAAGAUGGGUCGUGUUGAAAAAUUAUUGGUUGGCAGAGACAACAUUGUACGCGCAGUCAAGCUUGUAACGCUUGACAAAUCGAAUAAAAUUAUAACUCUUAAUCGCCCUUUACGGAACCUGUAUCCGUUAGAACUAUCCAGUUGCGUUGAUGAAAAGAAACAUGAAGAGCAAGAAUUGGAGCCAAAGAUCACAACGAUCAUGGACAAAGAUGUAGCCGAACAUAUCGUGUAAAUUUAACUGUUAUCAUUGAUUGAUUCGUACCUCCUCAAUCAAGGGGGGAGGAUGUUAGAAAACAUGAAGACUCUGCGGAGGACACAUUGCAAAUAAUGAGUAUUGUUUAGUUUAUUUCCGUGAUGUAUAUAAGGGGAUUAAUUCGAGGUUGGGGGACUUUCGUUGAUGGGACUUUUGAUUGAUAGGACUUGGAUUGUUGGAUUGCUUGAAUGGAGAUGGUUUUCUUGAUCGAUUGGAACACGAACGCGUGUAUUGAAUAAAGGUUGAUUAUGUUUCGCGAAUAUAUGGAUAUUGUUUAGUAAUCGGUUAUGUUGGAAUCUAGAUUGAAGAUUCAUUGUUUACAAAUACCACUGAUUGAGAGAACCUUGGAAUUAUAA